This is a messenger RNA of Strongylocentrotus purpuratus (purple sea urchin), 1655 nucleotides long. Its product is annotated as glutathione S-transferase alpha-4-like. Gene Ontology annotation, biological process: glutathione metabolic process. Gene Ontology annotation, molecular function: glutathione transferase activity. Bases 99 to 779 code for a protein of 226 amino acids. The record is from RefSeq and is a predicted model, not a curated record. Lineage: Eukaryota; Metazoa; Echinodermata; Echinoidea; Camarodonta; Strongylocentrotidae. The transcript is spliced from 6 exons.
GACGAUCGGCAUAUCAGAGAGUGAACUACUACCAUUAAAUAGUCAUAGUCACAGUGAGAGACUGACUAGAGUGUACUUAAAGUUGGAAUCCGGAAAACAUGUCUACCGUGAAGCCACGUUUUACCUAUUUCGCCGGCAGAGGACUGGGAGAAGUUACCCGCUUGGCUUUGAAUGCUGCUAAAGUGGAAUAUGAUGACAUUUACCUCCAAUCCAGAGAAGAAUUCUUACAGUUGAUCACAGAUGAUAAACUUUUGUUCAAGCAAGUUCCUCUGCUGGAGGUAGAUGGCCAGAAUCUAACAGGGAGUGAGCCCGUUCUUCGCUAUGUCUGCAACAAAUACAACUUCCAAGCAAAAUCUGAUGAGGACCAAGUCAAACUUGAGAUGUUAUGCAUGGGGGCGAGGGAUAUGCUAAAAUCAGGAUUCUCCGGCGCCGUGUUCCAGAAAACACGAGAGGAACAAGAAGCAAUGCUACAAGGUGCCGUCAAACAAUCCAAGAAUAGAUACUUUCCAGUCUUCGAAAAGGUCUUGGGUGAGAGUAAGUCUGGAUUCCUAGUAGGAGAUUCCCUUACCAUGGCUGACUUUAUGUUCUUUGAUGGUCUCAGCUACGUGAACGAGAUCCCUAAAAUCAAACCGUUGCUAGAUGACUUCCCGAACCUCAAGGCAUAUAUCGAACACUUUUCCAACCAACCGGGGCUUAAGGAGUACCUUUCUAGCCCCCGACGUCAUCCACCUCCCGAUAACGAGUUAGUACGGGUGGUAAAAAUAGUGCUGGACUGGUGAUCGUCAUGGUGGUCGACAACUACUUGGUAGUUAAUUUUUGUUCUCCAUUUGGCACCAAACUCAUGUUGGUUGAAGGUUUCCUUUAUUUUUGAUUGUUUGUUUUAUUUGUGAUUAAAGAAGGUUUUUUAAGCAUUCAGGCCUUCGCAUACUUCUCUAUACUUCCAUGUUGUACAUGUACAUGAUUUUGCUGAAGGAACACAUUUUCCUCUGGAUAGAAAAGUAAGCCCAGAUACCAUGUGUGCAAUUAAACUAAGUUCAAUUACAUAUAUUUUGCAUGUUUUAUAGGUAUUUUGUAAUCAAAUGCUUUGAAAGGUGAACUGUUUAGGGAUUUUCAUCACUUCCUUGGAUAUCGUACAAGAUUUUUCAAAAUAAUGUUUAAAACAUAAAUUCGAUCAUAGAAAAAUACAAUCACGUUCCAUUUUAAAAAUCAAAUAAUGUUAUGAUUUCUAAUCGAUUAGCAUCAAGUUUCUUCAAAGAAUUAACAUUUUCUGUGAAUUUGGUGUUCAGACAUUGCAGUCUUCUGUUUGUAAUCAAAGUCUUGCCUAAAUUCAAUAGUAUGAUUCUGUCUAUAAAAAAAUUCCCAAUUUAAAAUCAAGCUAGCAAAAUGUGUUGAAACUUGAAUCAUAUAUAUCUCUUAAUUUGUGAUGCAUUUUCACGAAUCUAGUUCACCAAGCAAUUGUAAGCCAUUUCUGUCAAAAUUGGUAAAUGCUCUGUACUUAACUUCAUUACUUUACAGUCUAUAUUUGCAGCAUGUUAGGCAAUACAGUGAAAAGUAAUUGUUUUGGUAAUUACCUGAAAUAUUUAAAAGAUAAUAUCCUCUCACGACGUAUAUUUAUCUUCGGAAAGAAAUAAAAGAAACUGUUUACAAAAAAAAAA